GCUGUGUAGUUGACCUCGUGCUUUAGGCAGUGCGGUCGUCGAGUUGAUAAGCCGUGUCAGUAAUCUCUUUUAACAAUUUAUUUCAGACAGACAGAUCAAACAAACAAUUUCCUCCGACGUGGAGUACAGACAGGUAGGUCCUUCUAUUGUUUUAUGUUAAUUAGCCAUAUGGAAACUUUUUUUGCUAGGUAGCUGCUUGUUGGCUAGCUAGCAUUAAUGUAAUUUGGCUAUCACCACAGCAACUUAAACGCCGAAGUUCUGUCGGUGUUUCAUUAGCUAAUUUGAUUGUUAACGUUAGCUUGGCGAGAGUGACAUUUAUCCUUCAGUUUUCAUACGAGCCUUGACUUGGUAGCUAACUUGUUGAAUGUUUUUAUUUUGACAUUUAAGUUUCGUUCCUUGGAUAUUAGCUAGCCAGUUUCGUUUUGCUAAACAGCUGGAAGAAAAUAUUCCUAACGCGUUAGUCAGACAGACCAAGUUGAACUUGAUACUGACCUAUUCUUCCAUUUUAGCAUAUUGCGCUCUAUUCCUGCCGAGAUUAAUUAUUAUUUCCACAUUAAGGAAUUGUAUGUUCUUCUAUCUAGCAAAUAUAGAUCGAGUUGUGUAGUUGAAUAAAAAAAUUUGUCAGCGGCCAUCAGCGCACCUGAGUGACACCAGUCAAUCAGCUACAGCACCUUUCCCAUGCUCGUGCAUCAACAACAGACGAAUGGUGUGACUGACAGUCGGCUUCCUUUUCUAGUGUUGUGUUGGUAAGAAUGGAUUUGGCAAUAUUUGUAUGGUCAAACUGUAUGUGAAAUAUGACAUUGUGAAACUUUUAACCGUUAAACGUGAGCAGGAGUCUAGUUUAUGGGAUCGAUUGGGAUCAAUACGCAUUGUCAAUCGAGCAUGACAAGAUGAGCUUGAGUCUUGACUCAAAAUGGGUGUUGUAAAGUCAAACGGACACAGAUGAGUGUGUUCUAGCAGCUAACUAAUGCGUUAUCUCGAUAUUAUCAAAAAAAAAGUGACCAUCUGAAAUCUGCUUCUGUCCCUUGCAGCCCUGUGGUGUUUGCACACAGUUUAUUUUCCUGCCUCCCUCUCUCUGUUUCUCCAUCUUCUACUCUCUCUGUCGCUCAUUUUUUCUCACUCUUUCUAGGUUGUUAGGGUUGUUGUGACUCCUGAAGUCUGCCACUAUGCAGCCUGGAGGAGCACACAAUGGUAGGCAAUGGGUUAUCAGCUCUUUAUUAAUCCAUUCAGCAUCCUCUCUUCCUUUCAUUGUCAUUAAUUCAUUCUCUCAUCCUCAUGUAGCUGUGUGUGGCCAGAGCCUGCUGUCCAACUCCCUUAGGGUGUAUCUGAACAACAAGAACAGACUGCAGCCCAUCAUCGGUCAGGAACAGCGCUGUGUGUUUUGUAUAUGAUACAUGUCUGUGUAUUUGACCAAUGUGUGUACUUUAGACCUGUGUGCCGCGUGUGUGUACUUCACCUGUGUGUGUGUUUCAGGUCUGGGCUGCGUGACAGAAUGUGUGACAUUCGGCAGGGACUCUGAGGCAGUGUACCUGUGUGAGGUGUGUGUGUGUCGUCUCAGUAAGGCUGACGUCAGGAGCCACAUCAUGGGGAGUCUCCACAGAUACAACUACAUUGUGAGUGUGGGACGUGUGUUUCUGGAUCUGUGCUCUUUACUCACAGCUACUUAAUGAUCCUGAUGUGUUACUGUAAUACCUGUACAGUUAAACCACACCUCUUUACACCAGGGUUUCUCAAUCAUGGUCCCGGGGACCCAAAGGGGUGCACAUUUCUGUUUGUGCCCUAGCAUUAACACACCAGAUUCUAAUCAGGCUUGUUGAUGAGUAUUAUUUGAAUCGGGUGUGUUAGUGCUAGGACAAAAACAAAAGUUAUCACCCCUUUGGGGCCCUAGCACCAGGAUUGCAAAACACUGCUUUACAGGAUCACUGACCUAUAACUAGCCUAAUACAGCUGCAUGUAUACAACUUGUGUGUUUCCUCUCUCCCAUGGCUGUCGUUGUAUAGAAAGUCCAUCACCCUCACUUUGUGUCAGAGUGGAAGCAGAGUUCUCCUGACCUGUCCAAGCUGGCCCGGCCUCUUAUGGAGAUGGCUCAAAUACUAGAGAAGAGAGAAGGAACCGGGGACGUACAGGUAUGUGUCUGUGUGCACGCUGGGGUGACGUGUGUGUGUGUGUGUGUGUAAAUAUCUUCUGUCCUGUCUUUCUGUUAGGUGCUGAAGUUGGAUGCUGCGAUGUAUGAGGAUAUGACAUCACACAGCGAGAGUGAUGGUCAGUCCAUAUCCUCUCUUGUCCUUCAUCCAUCUGUUUUUUUUUUUUUUUACUAGUCUACGUCACUUACUCUGUGUGUGUGUGUGUCCCCCAUCUAUUGUUCUCUCUCACCAUCUCUCCUCCAGCUCUCAUCCUCUUGCAUGCCAUCAGGACUGGGAGGGAGCAGAGAGAUCUUCAGAGCCAAUCAGUGAAGACAUCAAUCCAGUCGGAGUAUCUUACCAUCCAGUCACAGAGAACCGUGAUAUCACCUCGGAGGCUCUCUGUCCAACCAGAGAAGCCUGUUGUCCAACUUGACAACCGAACCGUCCUAUGGAAAAGUCCGACCGCCCGAAGUCGGAACUUAUCUAGCCAAUCAGAGAAGUCCCCUGUGUUGCAGCAGAGUGUCUCUAUCCAAUCACAGCUUAGUUCGUGGGAGGAGGAAGGGUUUCUCCAUGGAAGCAAGCCACUGAUUGGUGAGUGUAUGACCUCAUGGGAUGACGCGCCAACUUUGUUAAUGGGUGGUUAAAGACGUUGGGUACCACCGUGUGAGAAAUACCCUUUUGACAGUUGCCUCAAUGCAGCUGUUUUUUAAAAUCUCCAUAUCAAAUAAUUUCUGGUUAACAAUUUUAAGUACCUUACUGUGAUUGUUUUCAAUCAAAAUUGACAAAUAUACAAAAAUAGCUUCUUACAAGAGCAAUUUCUCAAGCAAGAGCAGUCAUUUUGCUAGAACUGUCUGGGAGUGGUCUGAGUGGGGAGGGGAACAUUUUUAACUAGCUGUUAUUGGCAGAGAGGUUUGGAACUCUUUCUUAUUGGUUUAUUAACUAAUUUACCGGAUGGUGAUGUAACCAGGCAGGCCAAAACUCCAUUCCACCAAAACCGGCUGAAAUGUCAGGUGGUCUUUUCAAACAGCUCUUGCACUAAAAGGGCAUUAUCAUAAUCUUCACAGUAUUAUUCCAACCUAAUAGUGUGGAAAUAUAUAUAUAUAUAUAUAUAUAUAUAUAUAUAUAUAUAUAUAUAUAGAACUGUGCCUUUUUAAUGAAUCAUUCCCUGCUACACACGUUGUGGUGUGUUUUCUUUAUUUUGCCCAUAGAAGAGUUCAUCUCACUUUUUACUGCCAUUUAUCACUCCUCUUCUUUGUGAGUGUCUUCUCUCUCUCUUGUCGCCUCUUUUUUUUUUCUUCUCUCCCUCGCUCUCUUCGUCUCCUUCUUUCGUCUCUCACUAAAGGUGCUUCACUGAAGCGUCCUGCGUCACCAUGGCAGCAUGACCCCUCUCUUUCCCCGACCCCAUAUGUCACAGCUGGAAGUCAGACGUCACUGGGCGGGCCUGAGGGGAAGGGGGCGGGACUACAGGGGGUUCCUGCAAAGCUGAUUCGCUGUGAGCCGGUGUUCAAGGUCAGUCUGUCUAUGAAUGACGGCCCCUGGCUGUUGGAGAGGAACUCCUUCGGCCUGGAAACCUCCCCCUCCUCCCUCACACAUGCCUCACCCCUUCACUCCCCCACCGUAGAUGCCUCACCCCAACCCCCUCCUGCUCCCUCGCAUUUGCUUGGCCAGCCGGGAAACUCAGUCGCCGCAAGACUCAGAAACACACAUGAAAAUACACAUACCAUGGAAUACACACACACUCCGACUAUGAGACUGGGCCCAGCCAUACCUGAUCAGCAGCUGACUACGGGAGACGAGGACACCGACACAGACUCUCUGUAUCUCGGAGGGGAACAGAGGUUCACCGUCUCUGCUUUGUACCCUGGCAGAGAGGAAAACACAACUGACGGUCUGUACUUGGUCAGAAAGGAAAACAGUACUGACCGUCUCCACUCAGUCAAAGAGCAAAACAGUACUGACAUGGUGUACCUCAGGAGAGAGCAGGACCGAACUGACCAUCUAUAUUCAGAGAAUGACCGACUCACUGACACAAAGUUCCAUGUCCGAGUGGGGCAGAACAACCGACAAGGCAGGAUUGACCCCGGUCUAGCCUGUGCCAGAGACCUCAUCACUGACACAGCGUCUGUUGCCGGACCGAUUCUCUUCACUACUGGCCGUCUCUCGAAGGAAAGCUUGACCAACACUCCUCUAAUGGACGAACAGCAACAGGAGGAGGAGAGGGGAAAUAAGUGUCGUUCUGGGGCACAGAGACUUGCAGAGGAUGACAGGACAACUGACAGUCUGUACUCUACUGGAGAGAGGAUAACGGACAGUGGGUUUUCCACAGGAGAACGAUCAACUGACAGUCAGUCCUUAACAACAGAAGUGACAACUGACCGUUGGUAUGCUACAGGAGAGGGGCUAACUGACUGUCAGUUGAUGGAGGAAGAGGAGCAGUGCAAAGCUGAAAUUCAGAAUGGAGUUGGGCUCAUCGUGGAGGUCAUGGUGGAGGAGGGGGAGAGAUGGGGAGGAAAGGGUAGAGAGAGGGAGGAGAACUCUGACUUUUACCACCAACAGUAUUUGCAAGGCCAGCCUCCACAACGGCCCCAGGCGCAGGGGUUCACAGGAACUCAUAGGGGCGCCGUAGGGCUUCAUAUGGUUGACACAGCAGAUCUCAGACAUGACAUAGCCCUUCAUAGAGAUCAGGCAGGGCCAGUCCUUCACCGAGAAGAGAUGAGCAGUCGUAUGGGUGACAUGGCAGCCAUGCAGCAGGUGCAGUUGCAUGAGGCGGAGUACAGAGGAGCAUGGACCUACGGAGGCACACCGCUGACCCCUGACACCUAUAGAACAGAUCCGCAGGGGUACGAGACACACCCUGACCCUUGCCCCUACCCGCCUUUCCCAGAGGGCCACAGAAUUAACUGUGACCCCUACCAAGUGGUUUCUGAUUGGUUCAGAACCACCCCUGGCCCGCAGUUCCUUCACUCUAACCCUGACGAGUUCACACCCCAGGCCCUCCCGUACCCUCACCAUACACUGACCCAGGGGAUUGGACCCCAUACCCACUCUGGUCCCUUCCCCAGGAAGAUGGGGGGCGUGCAGCCACAGGAGUACAGAAGGCUCCCCAGUCCCCCGUGUGUUAUGGUGUAUAGAUCUAGACCCCGCCACCCUCAGCCCUUCUAUCCAGGACGUGGAGGGUACCAGUCCCCCCGGCACGGCCCAACCUUCCCCCCCAGACCUCCCCACUACAGAGGAGCCUACUGGGGCCACAGCCCUGCCCGAGAUCCAUGGGCAGCCCCAGGACCAGGACCUCCCUGGGUCUAA
Coregonus sp. 'balchen' is the source of this 5426-nucleotide messenger RNA. Lineage: Eukaryota; Metazoa; Chordata; Actinopteri; Salmoniformes; Salmonidae. The record is from the annotation of a GenBank genome assembly.